AUGUACGCCCGUCGCUUGCUUUCCAAAGCAGAAAGGAGCGAUUUUCUUCAGUAUAUCACAUUUCAAUUGUGUUUUUACGAUGUCUUUUCUUCGUUUAAGAUGUCAUUUGCCAUUGACGGCCAAGUGUUUACGAUCGACAUCGGCCGGCCUGAAGAGCUCGACGAAGUCAUUGAAUUGCUGCGAAUUCACUUCUUCGCAACAUCACCCAACUGUUAUCUGGUAAGCGACUGGAGCGGUGCGAGCGAUAGCAAUGGCAUGUCCAACUACCUGUCCAGUUGCCUGCGCCAUCCUGUUUCGUUAACUGUACGGGAUUCUGCCGGCCGACUAGUAGCGGUCAGACUAAACGAACUAGAAGAACCCGAGGAUGUUCAUCUCGAUAGUUUGACUUCACAAUCAAAGCGCAGGUUGAUUACGGCUUUGUUAACAGAUCUCGAAGCAGGCAUUGAUUUGUUUACCACCUUCAACACAAACAAAAUCCUCAGUCUAGCCAUGAUGACUGUCGACGAAAGCUACUGUAAACUCGGUUUGGCAACCACAUUGGUAGGUUUGUCGCUGGAAUUGGGGAAAGCGAACGGCGCCGGUGCUGUCAAAGUGUGUGCCGUGAGUCGGCACGCCGCGAAAGUUGCUGCUAAACAUGGUUUGGAAACGCUGCGCACUAUUGAUUACGCCACGUAUGAAUUCGAAGGUGCGACACCUCUAGCGCACCUCGACGAUUUGCUGGCAGAACAUCCCGUGGCAGCGUUUUUGGCAUGUCGUUUGACCUAGUGCCUAUUGUUGUAGGUCAUGUGAAUGUGUACCGACAGCUUUUUAAAAUAAAAGGCAUCCAUUCCAAA
Molecule: messenger RNA, 833 nt
Organism: Daphnia magna
Lineage: Eukaryota; Metazoa; Arthropoda; Branchiopoda; Diplostraca; Daphniidae
Product: arylalkylamine N-acetyltransferase-like 2
Exons: 3
Coding region: 1-765 (254 amino acids)
Molecular function (GO): N-acetyltransferase activity
Source: RefSeq, a predicted model, not a curated record